Molecule: messenger RNA, 501 nt
Organism: Knipowitschia caucasica
Lineage: Eukaryota; Metazoa; Chordata; Actinopteri; Gobiiformes; Gobiidae
Source: the annotation of a GenBank genome assembly
AUGCUUCCUUUUGGAGUGGCACAGGAGCCCAGACCACUCUUUUACGGCAACGCAGGUUUUCGAUUGCACUUCCCAGCACAUUUUGAACUGAGUGAAGCUCAAGAGGCAAGUGGAUCACUACCAGAGAGAGAGAUGCAGAACGGGAGGGAUCUGCUUCCCAGGCAGCCUCUGGCAGCACACAGCAUGGAGGCCUGCAUCGGCCACAGGUUGCAGGUGAUAGGAGACCAGUUCCACCGCGAUCAUCUACAACGGUAUUACCAAAACCAUCUGCACCAGCGCCCGGUGUGGUGGCGUCUGGCGACAGCUCUGCUCAGCCUCCUGUUUGGCCGGGGAGGACGAGGCGCGGUGGGGCAGAGUCACAUUUACUCUCUGCUUGUGAGCGUGUUGGUGAGGGAGGAGGGAAGCAGUGGUGGUUCCUGGGCCAUCUCGAGGGGGAGGGGGAGAGCUGUGGUGGGUCGGGGGGGCUCCGGAGCCUGUGGGGGUGUGGUUGAGGUGCACUGA